UUCCAUAUUGGCCUGAGCUAGCUUGGGCCACAAGAUGCUUUCAGGGUCUCCUGUAUCUUUUCAAGCUUACCUGGAAUAAAUUUCCAUUUUUCCUGUAUUCUAAAGAAUUGUGAAUCCUCUUGGAUUUUCUUGAUUGAAUAUUCAGAGAAUCAAUUGCUAAAAUUUUAUUUACUUUUUUUUUAUAUAUAUUAUUGUAAUUUAUUUCGUAUCCAUACCUCCAUCCUAUGUGUUUUACCUUUUUGUUUUCCAUUUGAAAUAUCUCUGUUCCCUUUUUGCCUUUUUAGAUCUGUUGUUUUGUAGUUUUAUACUUAUAUCUUUCUUUCUCUCUUUCUUUUUCCAUUGAUAUCUUUCUUGGUUUGGGGUGGCAAAUAUUAGGGAACUAGUUCUGGCACUGUAGAGAUUCAGGUAUAGGUGUGUGUGGGUGCGCAUAUGGGGUGUAUUAAGUUAGACCAUGAGAGCAAGAGCACCAUGGGAAGGGAAGUUACUGGCUUACAGGUUAUGGACAAGAAGCCAAAUGGUUCCAUAGCAGCUUCAAAUGGUAGUUUAAGUGAUAGAAUGCGUGUUUCUCCCAAAAUUGCGGCAAUGGUUCAAGCAAUGGAUCAUGAUAUAAAGGAAUCUACGGAAGCUAAUCCUUCGGAGAAACAUCACGAGAGGAAAGAUGUUUCAAGUGGCAAAAGCACAAAAUUAAAUGUUGUCUUGCCAGAAGAGAAGAAGAGUGAGAAAUCUGAAAUACAGAAGAUGGAUGAUAAUAAAGAUUUGAGUUCUCCUGUUGUGGAUAAAGAGCUUCCAAGCCCGUCUGCUCCACAACCAUCUGAUCAUGUAACUGAAAAGCAUGUCACCCAUGCACCUGCUGCCCAUACUGAAGCUGCUGCAACUGGUCUGAACUUGUCUCCUAAAGCUAACAAUAUUCAUUCCCCUAAUUCCUCUAAGAAUUCACAGCCAAGCUCACCUUUUUCACCAAGGAAGUCCUUGCAUUAUGAUGAUAAGAAGCACGUGGACGAUGAAGACAAUUGGUCUGUUACUUCCUCCGUUGCAUCUGCACGCACUGCCAAAUGUAAGGUAACUGUUGGUUCAGCCCCUAACUUUAGAUGCUCGGACCGUGCAGAGAAACGGAGAGAGUUUUAUAUGAAGUUAGAGGAGAAGCAUCGAGCUCUUGAAGAAGAAAAAAACCAGUAUGAGGCAAGGAAAAAGGAAGAGGAUGAUGCUGCCAUCAAACAGUUGAGAAAGAACCUGGUCAUUAAGGCAAAACCAGUACCAAGCUUCUACUAUGAGGGGCCACCCCCCAGGACUGAACUCAAGAAGCUCCCACUGACCCGCCCCAAGUCACCAAAACUCUCCCGGAGAAAGAGCUGUGGUGAUGCUGCCAAUGUACCUACUACACACAUUUGUACUAUAGGACGGCGCAGUGUCGACAUGAACACGAAACAUCAUAACCCUGCCACUCACAAAACUAAGGACCCUGUCACUGGACGGAAGAGCAAUGGCAAUUUGAAAAGCAAAGAACGACCAAAACUGGAUAAGGAAACAGCUCCUAAAAUCAGAGAGCAGACAAAUGCGGACAUAUCAGUCCAAUCAUGAGCUUCCCAAGAUUUUACUGACCUCCAGCUGAGAGGAAAAUGGCCUUCAUUUUCCUUUGUCACACCAUAUGGAUAAUCUGCAGAAAAGAUGGCCUAAUUUUCUUUUCAUCCGGACUGACAUUUUCAUGUGGUUUGUUUUUACUUGAAGUGUAUAUGUUUUGUAAGUUAUAUCAGCACACAUUGUUUUAUAUAUAGAUAGUUAUUGAUGUAAGAUGUAUGUACGAAAUUUGAUAUUCCUCAGAUUCCACCACCAGACUUGGUAAGGGAAAUUUUAUGAAAUAUAUUACUCUUUUUUUU
This is a messenger RNA of Vigna angularis (adzuki bean), 1874 nucleotides long. RefSeq names its product protein WVD2-like 1. Bases 430 to 1578 code for a protein of 382 amino acids. The record is from RefSeq and is a predicted model, not a curated record. NCBI's taxonomy places the organism in Eukaryota, Viridiplantae, Streptophyta, Magnoliopsida, Fabales, Fabaceae. Gene Ontology annotation, biological process: microtubule cytoskeleton organization. The transcript has 7 exons. Gene Ontology annotation, molecular function: microtubule binding.